UGAAGAUAAACAACUUCUUGUUUCUCUAGUGUCUAGUCCCAUUAUGCUUACAGUAGCAGCAUCUGUGUUGAUAGCAAGCAUUCUGAUUUAUGCAUAUCAGAGAACGAAACCUCCUCCACCAAAAAUUACCGGGACACCAACAGGUCCUCCUGUUACUUCACCAAGAAUUAGACUCAGUGAUGGUAGACAUUUGGCUUAUAGGGAGAAAGGCGUGCCUAAAGAAAAUUCCAGAUACAAGGUCAUCCUUGUCCAUGGCUAUGACAGCUCCAAGGAUUUAUAUUUGCCACUUUCUCAAGAAGUAAUGGAUGAGCUAGGUUUGUAUGUUGUGACAUUUGACAGAGCUGGAUAUGGAGAAAGUGUACCUAACCCAAAACGCAAUGUGAAAAGUGAAGCAUUUGAUAUCCAAGAACUUGCUGACCAGUUGCAGCUAGGCCCAAAAUUUCAUGUCAUUGGACUCUCCAUUGGAACUCACGCAGUUUGGGCCUGCCUCAAAUACAUACCACACAGGUUAUCUGGUGUCACACUAGUAGUUCCAGUGAUCAAUUACUGGUGGCCUUCUUUUCCUCCAAAAUUGGCCAACGAGGUAUUUGAGAAGCAACUUAGAAGGGAGCAAUGGAAACUGCGGAUUGCACACUAUGCACCUGGACUGUUAUAUUGGUGGAUGACACAGAAGUUGUUCCCUAAUGAUUCUGUAAUGGAGAUAUUAUUUAACAAACGGGAUGUGGAAACCAUAAAGCAAAUGUCACAAGUGCCUAUGCCCAACGAGUAUGAGAUACGGCAGCAAGGUGAAUAUGAAUCCCUACACCGAGAUCUAAUAGUGCAUUUUGGCAACUGGGAAUUUGACCCUAUGGAGCUAAAAAGUCCAUUCCCCCAAAAUGAGGGGUGUGUCUACCUUUGGCAGGGUCAUGAAGACAAGCUUGUACCAUAUGAACUACAACGUUACCUUGCCAAGCAACUACCUUGGAUACGGUACCAUGAAGUUCCUGAUGGCGGCCAUCUAAUGAUUCAUGAAAAAUGUUUUUGUGAAGCUAUUUUCAGAGAACUUUCGCAUGGAGAAGAACCAACAAUCAAAUAGGCCUGGUUAUGCCUAGCACAGUCUCAUCUCUCUCAGACAUGAUGAAAAUGUGCCAAUGGGGCAGCAUGUUUGCUGUAAUGAAAGUAAUAGAGUCACAGGGCUCAAUCAAUAAUCAUCUACAUUCUGACCACUGCUUGUGAGUUAUGGCUUACAUGUAUUAAUAUAAAAUCCAUGAACUUUAUCUCUUUGUAUCAAAAUAAAAUGCACUCUAUCGUUGGCUUCGCAAUGCAUUCGGAGAUGUUUUGAGUUAUUGGCU
Molecule: messenger RNA, 1331 nt
Organism: Gastrolobium bilobum
Lineage: Eukaryota; Viridiplantae; Streptophyta; Magnoliopsida; Fabales; Fabaceae
Exons: 4
Coding region: 44-1075 (343 amino acids)
Source: RefSeq, a predicted model, not a curated record